UGCUGGAUGAGCAGGAAUGGGUGGGGCACCGGGCAGGCAGGAAAGCAGGAGCUGCGAACUCCCAGCUCGCUGCCCUCCCCCAAGCCCGAAAAGGCUGAGGCGGGCUGGUGGCUGCAGCAGGGACCAACGGCUCUGCCCGCCGGAGUUUGCUGAGGUCCUGCUGCCAGAUCCAUCGCAUCUCAUUUCAUCAGCCCUUAUGGACAUCUCACGUGACGGGGACUUUACUACCUUAUUUAAAGGAAGAUCAAAGUACCGAGGCUUCAUCCUGCUGAUCACCUUCUUAAUCUACACCUGUUAUCACAUGUCCAGGAAGCCCAUCAGUGUCGUCAAGAGCCGUCUGCACCACAACUGCUCAGGGAUGAUCCGGCCCAUCGGCGACACCCACAACGACACCACGUGGUGCAACUGGGCCCCAUUUGAUCAGAGCAACUACAAGCAAUUGCUGGGGGCGGUGGACAACGCCUUCCUCGUGGCCUAUGCCGUCGGCAUGUUUAUCAGUGGCAUUUUUGGGGAGCGGCUCCCCCUCCGUUACUACCUUACAGCCGGAAUGCUGCUCAGCGGCCUUUUCACCGCGCUCUUUGGCCUGGGGUAUUUCUGGAACAUCCACGUGCUCUGGUACUUUGUUCUUAUCCAGAUCUGCAAUGGACUCGUCCAGACCACGGGCUGGCCCUCCGUGGUGACCUGCGUGGGCAACUGGUUCGGGAAGGGGAAGCGGGGGCUCAUCAUGGGCAUCUGGAAUUCGCACACGUCCGUAGGCAACAUCCUGGGCUCCCUGCUCGCCGGCAUCUGGGUGGAUGAGCGGUGGGGCCUGUCCUUCGUGGUGCCCGGCGUCAUCACCGCCAUCAUGGGCCUCAUCACCUUCUUCUUCUUCAUCGAAUACCCAGAAGAUGUGGACUGCUCCCCGCCUCAGCACCAUGGUGGGCUGGAAGAGGACGGGGACAGCGCUGAGGACCCUGGCAACGGACCCCAGUCCAACAGAGAGAACGGCCUGGAGUCUGCCGUCAGCUCCUCCAAGGAGCCAAGUGCUCAGCCCGCUGCCAUCAGCUUCUUUGGGGCGCUCUGGAUCCCGGGUGUGGUCGAGUUCUCCUUGUGUCUGCUCUUUGCCAAGCUGGUCAGUUACACCUUCCUCUACUGGCUGCCGCUCUACAUCUUCAAUGUGGUCCACUUCAGUGCCAAGGAGUCUGGGGACCUGUCCACGCUCUUCGAUGUUGGUGGCAUCGUAGGCGGCAUCCUGGCGGGGCUCGUCUCUGACUACACCAAUGGCAGGGCCACCACCUGCUGUGUCAUGCUGAUCUUGGCCGCCCCCAUGAUGUUCCUGUACAACUACGUUGGCCAGAGCGGGAUCAGCGUCUCCAUAGUAAUGCUGCUCAUCUGUGGAGCCCUGGUCAACGGCCCUUAUGCCCUCAUCACCACUGCUGUCUCGGCCGACCUGGGGACUCACAAGAGCCUGAAGGGCAACGCAAAGGCGCUCUCCACCGUCACGGCCAUCAUCGACGGCACGGGAUCCAUAGGUGCGGCUCUGGGGCCUCUGCUGGCCGGGCUCAUUUCCCCCACAGGCUGGAACAACGUCUUCUACAUGCUCAUCUCUGCCGACAUCUUGGCCUGCUUGCUUCUCUGCCGGUUGGUGUACAAAGAGAUCCUGGCCUGGAGGUCAUCAUCCCUGAGUAGAGACAGAGGCUCUAGUGUGGCCCUAACCCACGCGCGGUAGUAUUUUCCUCAAGUCCCGUGACUUUUGUGAGUAUUUUCUUCAAGUCUCUAACUACCGUGCCCUUAGAGUGCAUGCGAAGCCUCUCUCCUCCAGUGCGGUUUUUCUGACUUUCGCUUUCUCCUUGGGGGCCAGUUCCAAAGGCUCUGGGUCCGGGCAGAGUGUGGUGCUUGGGAAGUGUUUCCUAAGGGGCCGGAGCUGCUGUGAGGGUCGGCAGCCUCUCCUCCUUAGGGAGGGAGAUAGGGCUUUGGACGUAGACCUCAGGACAGAGGGGCCAGCAUCCAGGGAAAUCGUUUUCCCUCUGAACUUGGACCCUGAGCCGUCUGUGCCUCCCGAAGUUCAGAAGCCAAGGGCACCUGGCCCCUCUGCCUGGGGUGUGCAGACAAAAGCGGCUACCAAGCAAAGCCUCUGGAGCAAAGCCCAAAGCUGGCCUGCUGUGCUCUCUGCCUGUUGCCCGGCGGUGGCGGGCGUGGAGGCCGUGCAGAUAGGCCCGUGGCUGAGGCAGCGCGCUAGAGGCUGGGCCGCGCGGCGGCUGCUGCUGGGGUUGGCAAUGUUCUCUCGUGGCCUUUCUGGCUCUCCUUAGGAAGCUCUUGCUAAUGAGAAGCUGCCGGAGCGAUGGACCUGGUCUGGAUGGUAAAUGUGAGGAAGCGCCCCCUGGGGUCAUGGUAACCAGCACUGUAUCUGGGGAAGGACUUCCCUUUGAGGAAGGCUGUCGUCCGGGUUCAGGGGGAGAGGAAUGCAGGGCAGGAGGCAUUAACAGGGUCUGUGUCCUGCCCUGCCCUGGAGGGGGAGCUGUGGAUGGCACCUCACUCAACCGGUGCUCCUUCCACCUGCUGUCCCCCGCCCGGGCCUGGGGGGGGGGGGGCGUUGGGAGGAGAGGAAGUGAUGCAGAAAGGGAAAAGAAUGAGCGCGUAGUAAGCAUCUGCUCUGCGCGUGAGCUGAGUCUGUCUGUAGCUGUACUGGCUUCCCUCUCAGCAGCCUGGAGAGGUAGAUGUUCUCACUUAGAGGUGAGAGAACAGAGGCUCGGAACUCAUGGGACACGCCUCAGGCCUUUAGCUGGUCCCAGCAGAGCCUGAGUUUGGCCCCAGGUGUGCGGGGUUGGCUUCUCUCUGCAUCCUCAGCGGGUCCUUCUCUGAGGAAGUCGUGUGUGGGAGAAGGAGAGUCGCUUGCUGGGGCACAGGGAGCCCGGGGCUUGAAACCAGAAAUGCUGGACAAUCCUGACUUCUCUGCUCACCUGCUUCUGUAGAGCCUCGGGCACCUUCUCUGAAUGUCCGCGUCCUUGUGUGUCAAAUGGGGAUGCUCGUUUCUAAAUACCUGAUAGGGCUGAUCUCGGGCUGCGACAAGCUGGGUAUGUGGUACUGCUUUGCAGACUGGUCAGACGCGGUACGGACGUUGUAAGCUUUUUCACGUUAUUCUGGCUUGGUGUUCCCUGCUUGCCGAAGAGGUGACAGGGAGCCCUAAUUGUAGUGAACGGGAUGAAAGGCAAUUAUUAAGGGACCCUCGGGACCCGCCUUCCCCGUCCCCACCGUUGGGGCAGGAGCUUGUUAACCCGUGUCUCACCUUCUCUUCCACUGCCUCUCUGCUCCUC
Kogia breviceps (pygmy sperm whale) is the source of this 3293-nucleotide messenger RNA. The record is from RefSeq and is a predicted model, not a curated record. NCBI's taxonomy places the organism in Eukaryota, Metazoa, Chordata, Mammalia, Artiodactyla, Physeteridae.